AUGGCUGAGGAAGUGCCGAUUCCAAAACGCGAUGAAUACUGUUGUGUUCCGCAAUGCAACGGGAACGCAAGGCUCCACAAAGAACUCAGUUUUCAUAAAAUACCAUCCUUGAAAAAACCUGACCUGAGGAGAAGAUGGAUUAUUGCUAUCCGUCGGGAUGAAGGGCCGCUUUUUAAGAUCGGAGGUAACACUGUUGUGUGUUCACGACAUUUUAAGACUGAGGACUUCAGAUGGACACUUGUCCGAAAAUGCCUAAAGCCUGACGCUGUUCCUUCAGUAUUCCAGUGGACUGGUGAAGUCAAUACAAGAAAGCCACCGAAAGAAAGGACUUCGCAACACAAAAAAGUAUUAGCCGAGAUACAUGUACCUUCUUCCUCCCAAGAACUGCAAACAAGUGAUGAUUUACAUGAUGAAAAUUUGCCAGAAGUGUCAUCAGAUGAAAACAAAGACCCCCAUAUUGAGUGUAGUGCAAAGCUUGCUGAACUGCAGAAGAUUUUGGAAGAUAAAGAAUCAGAAAUUAAAGCUAAGAAUGAAGAAAUAGAAGCUUUAAAUAAAAAAUUGACCCUCGAACGCUUUGGUAUCAACCGAUUUUCAUUUGACAAUGAAAUGGUAGAAUUUUACACAGGAUUUCCCAGUUAUGCUUUAUUUCUUACAUUCUACAAUGCAAUUAAACCAACCGCUCUUCGCAUGAAAAGCGUUUACUACAGCCAAGUUGAUGAAUUGAGUAGUAGAGGUAGACCAAAAGCAAUGGACUCAAUUGACGAGCUCUUCAUGUUUCUAUGUAGAUUGAAAUGUGGUUUCCUAUCUGAUGAUUUAUCUGUACGAUUUAAUAUUCAUAAGUCCACAGUAAGCAGGAAAAAUAUAACCUGGGGAAAUUACAUGUAUUUUUUGUUGGGAGGUAUAAAUAUCUGGCCAUCACGAGAAAAAAUAUUACAGCAUAUGCCUAAUGAUUUCAAAGUUUCAUAUCCAAAGACUCGCAUCAUCAUAGACUGUACCGAGAUUUUCUCAGAAAGACCAUCCUCACUGGCCCUUGCAUCUAAAACAUUUUCAACCUACAAGAGCCACAACACAUGGAAGGGUCUAGUAGGAAUAGCACCUAAUGGAUCAAUCACUUUUAUAUCCUCUUUAUAUUCUGGAUGCAUGUCUGAUGUUGAAAUUACUAAACGCUGUGGCCUUAUUGAACUCAUGGAGACAGGCGACCAAAUAAUGGCAGAUAAGGGUUUUGUCCUGAAUAAUGUAUUGAAAGACACCGGAAUUUCAGUGGCAACCCCACAUUUCUUGUGCGCAGAUGGCCAAUUCACAGCUUCACAAAUAGAAGACAACCAGAAAAUUGCAUCACUAAGAAUACAUGUUGAACGGCAUAUCAAGAGGGUGAAGGAAUAUAAACUACUACAAUCAACAGUACCACUCUCAAUUGCAGGAUCAGUGAACCAGUUGUGGACCGUGGCCAAUCUUCUUACGUUAUUCAGAAGGCCAUUAAUAAAGCAGAAAAAAUAA
Molecule: messenger RNA, 1497 nt
Organism: Ostrea edulis (European flat oyster)
Lineage: Eukaryota; Metazoa; Mollusca; Bivalvia; Ostreida; Ostreidae
Exons: 3
Coding region: 1-1497 (498 amino acids)
Source: RefSeq, a predicted model, not a curated record